UUGUCGGUAUUGUUCUUUUUAAACAAAAACGAUGCUAUUCCGGCAUAUUGGUUAUAUCACGAAUUUGCGUUUUUAACACUGUGUUAUUUGCUUCUUUUUUUUUACGCAUUUUUUUUAAAAAAACUUAGCAAUGGCAACGAAGGACACCACGCCCUCCUUAUUUGUUCAUAGCCCAGUUCUAAAAGCUCUUCAGAGGCUUGCCCAAAAUCAAACCUUAUGGACAGCACCCUUAAUCAUCAUCUUGUUUGCUUCCCUAAUUCGUUGGUCUGUUGCUCUAAAUCCUUACUCAGGAUACAAUUCACCACCAAUGUUUGGAGAUUAUGAAGCACAGCGUCAUUGGAUGGAAAUUACGACUCAUUUACCGACUUUGAAGUGGUAUAGAUAUGAUUUACAAUGGUGGGGGUUGGAUUACCCACCUUUGACGGCAUAUCAUAGCUGGCUUUGUGGUUUGAUAGGGUCCAAGAUAAACGCGUCUUGGUUCGCUUUAGAUACAUCAAGAGGAAUAGAAACUACUUCCAGUAAAGUGUUCAUGCGAUCUACUGUGUUUAUAUCAGAAGCACUGAUUUAUGUACCUGCUGUAUAUUUAUACUGUCAAAUUAUAUACUCGUCUAAUGGACAGUACUUAAAAAAGCACAUGGCGGCUGUAUUAAUUUUGAUGCAACCUGCUUUAAUCAUGAUUGAUCAUGCUCACUUUCAAUUUAAUAGCGUUAUGUUAGGAUUGACCUUGUUAUCUAUCGAUUGCUUUCUCACCAGACAUUAUGUAUUGGGAUCUGUCUUCUUUUGUGCAUCCUUAGGCUUUAAGCAAAUGGCACUGUACUAUUCUCCAGCUGUAUUUGCAUUUUUAUUGGGCAGAUGUUUUUCCGAAAAAAACGGCAUAGUAUUAUUUGUUAAGCUGGGCGUAACUGUAGUAAUUACAUUUGGAAUCAUGUUUUCACCUUGGUUGAGAUCAUUGGAUGAUAUACAACAAGUCAUUAUUCGCGUAUUCCCUGUAGCAAGGGGCCUUUACGAGGACAAGGUGGCCAAUGUAUGGUGUGCUAUCAAUGUUGUAAUCAAACUUAAGCAAAUAUUAUCUGUAGAGUCGACUGUUCGUUUGAGUUUAUUGACAACUGUAUUGGCCGUGUUACCCAUUGGAAUUCACUUGGGGAUAUCACCAUCAAAGAAGCGUUUUAUUUAUGCCUUAAUCAACUCUUCACUUGCUUUCUUUUUGUUCUCAUUUCAAGUACAUGAGAAAUCUAUUUUGUUGCCACUUUUACCUGUCAGCUUACUUGUAUUGGAGGAACCUAUUGCAACUACAAUGUUUAUGAAUGUUGCCAUGUUCAGUAUGUUUCCGCUAUUGAAACGAGAAGGGUUAGUUAUUCCUUAUUACAUUACAAGCGUCAUGUGGAAUUGGCUAGUUGGUGGAUAUGGACCUAAUACAUCUUUAACCACAAGACUCGGUACUUUGGGCGUCCAUAUCAUGUUUGUCAUCUGGCAUAUUGCCGAAGUCUCUAUUCCAGCUCCUCCCAGCUUGCCCGACCUAUAUACUGUUAUCAACGUACUCAUUAGCUGCGGAUUGUUCACCAUCCUGUUCUUUUAUUACGUCUACCGUCAGUUCACAGUUACGUCCUCUGCCAUAACCAAUCAAAAGAAGACACAGUAACAACCAUAAUGAUAGUUAUGUUAAGCCAUUGCUUUGAUAAUAAUGCAAAUGUAGAUAGACUCUUUAUUUCAAAAAUAAAUACAAGCUGAUAACAGCAUUUAUAGAUAUAUAGAUGCGAUAUACCGAUGUAAACUUUAUCAUAUACACUUAUAUAUCAAAUACAUGAUAUCAAGUUACUUUGUUCAGACCUAUCUCAGUU
Molecule: messenger RNA, 1838 nt
Organism: Mucor mucedo
Lineage: Eukaryota; Fungi; Mucoromycota; Mucoromycetes; Mucorales; Mucoraceae
Product: glycosyl transferase
Exons: 6
Coding region: 131-1639 (502 amino acids)
Biological process (GO): protein N-linked glycosylation
Cellular component (GO): endoplasmic reticulum membrane
Molecular function (GO): dolichyl pyrophosphate Man9GlcNAc2 alpha-1,3-glucosyltransferase activity
Source: RefSeq, a predicted model, not a curated record